Molecule: messenger RNA, 897 nt
Organism: Zasmidium cellare ATCC 36951
Lineage: Eukaryota; Fungi; Ascomycota; Dothideomycetes; Mycosphaerellales; Mycosphaerellaceae
Exons: 1
Coding region: 1-897 (298 amino acids)
Biological process (GO): glycerolipid catabolic process
Molecular function (GO): triacylglycerol lipase activity
Source: RefSeq, a predicted model, not a curated record
AUGCCUGAGUUGGAAGUCCCCGGUGCUACGCUUCACUACCAAGUCGUUGGACAAGGCCCACUCCUUCUCACCAUAUCAGGCGCCAACGGCAGCUAUGAAGUAUGGCAGCCCUUGAGCCACCAUCUCAAAGACCACUUCACGGUCAUUUCCUACGAUCGACGAGGCUUCUCUCGCAGCACUCUUCAGGGUGCACAAGACUACGAACAUAGACUAGACCGAGACGCCGACGACGCAGCCGCUCUCAUCAAACACCUCUCCCCAAACACACCAGCCACAGUCCUCGGAACAUCAUCAGGAGCAAUCGUCUCCUUCAACCUCCUCCUGCGACAUCCCGACCUCAUCGAAACCCUCAUACCACACGAACCACCAGCCGUUACUCUCAAUCCAGACUUCGCCGAACUGAAGCCCAAAUUCCAGGACAUAUACAACACCUACCGCCGCUGGGGCAUCCCACCCGCAAUGCAAGCCUUCGCCGACUUCGCCAUGCUAAGCGAAGGCGAAAAAGCCGAGUUCGCAAAAUCUCGAGCCGGGCUGCAUGUCUUCAGCGAUAUGAUGUACUGGUUCGAGAGGGAGUUCCUCUAUCCCUUUACGGAGUUUAAGCCGGCGGAUUUCGAGCCUUAUAUCACGGAAUUGGUGCCUGUUAAUUCGGAGGUUACCAAUAAGGAGGCGUUUUAUUUUCGGGCGAAUGAGAGUUUGACGAGGGCGUUGGGGUUGGAGUUGCUUAUUUUUCCCGGUGGACAUAUUGGUUAUGCUACGCACGCUGAGGCAUUUGCUAAGGAGUUGCUAGAUAUGCUGAAAGAGAGAAAGGCUACAGAGGGAGGGGGAUGUAUUGAAAAGCAUGAGACAGGACAAGACAAGGGCCUGCAGCAAAGCCGAGGGGAAGAGAUCCACAAAUGA